AUGGCAGCUGAGGGUACCCUUGAAACAAUGACAGCUGAUCCGUCAAGCGUAUUUUACGACUAUGAGCUGUAUAAAGAAAUGGACUAUCAAAGUGUCGUUUUUGUUGUCAUCUUCAUCAUUAUCGGCAUCACAGGAACUGUGGGUAACCUUCUCGUGAUCCUUGCCAUCGUCCUCUCUCGCAAGCUUAGAUCGACCACCAACUGGUUUGUCAUGAAUCUUGCGUGUACAGAUCUUCUGACAUCAUUCUUCGUUGUUUUGUAUGCCGUAGCUUUAUUAAGUCUGGAUUUUGGUUCGCACUCGGAUGGAUUGUUUGCUGUUGCUGCUAGUGGUUCUCUGGUAUGCGUUGGCGUAAGCCUUACGACCCAUGCUUUCAUUGGUUUCACCAGUUGGUACCUUAUCACCAAGAAUCAUGUCGAAUCCAAGAAGCUCUUCUCCAAUCGGAACAUCAGCAUCAUGAUUGUGUUUUGUUGGCUGUUUACUUUCAUAGGUGCCCCGGUAAUCUACCUCACUGGAAGUCUCCAUGAAUAUGCGGGCAGGUGUGUUUUGGGUUUGUUGAUAAUCGGACAUUUUGGAGUUAUUAUAACCGUUUACACAAACAUAUGGAGAUUUGUUGUGCAACGGGACAAGACCAUGCGACAAAAAAGGAAAUCUUCGGCGAAACCACAGAGUGAGAGCGAAACGUCUACCAGAACCAGUGAAAGAAUCAACGUCAAUCCAAUAGAGAAACGCGCAGAAGAUACUUUGCUGGCAUCUCCAUCUCUGGCCCAUCCAGCUCACGAUGAAUGCCGAAGUUCUGACGGAACCAGCGAAAGAGCAGAUGUCUGUCCACCAGAGACCCGUGGUAAUGGCCCGUCUGCUCUGCGGACAUCCCAAUUACUGGAGGUGAUAGGGAGUGAGGAAGACGAACGACCCUCCAGUGCGAGUCCAGCGGAAGUUGAGAUACCCAUACCUAGAAGUGAUCGUGUGAUGAAUGAUAUAUUCAAGAGCCGGACAAAACCUAAAGUUAGCCGAAAGACCAUUGUUGUAACUAAAAAUCUCUUGAUAGUACUGGUGGCUUUCGUCAUUUGCUUCAUUCCCUAUUCGGUCUGCUUGUAUAUCCCGACAGGGUCAAAUGCAGAACCCUGGCUCAUGCUCCUGCUUUUUUCGAACAGUUGCAUAAAUCCCAUCAUCUACGCCAGAAGGAUCCGUGCAUUUAGGGAGGUGAUGGUGUGCAUCUUACGAUGUAGGAUAGGAAGUAUUCCCAUGCCCAUCGACUUGGUACGGCGAAUGACGCAAAGGAACUAA
This is a messenger RNA of Strongylocentrotus purpuratus (purple sea urchin), 1284 nucleotides long. Its product is annotated as muscarinic acetylcholine receptor M1-like. Gene Ontology annotation, cellular component: membrane. Gene Ontology annotation, biological process: base-excision repair; G protein-coupled receptor signaling pathway. The coding region runs from base 1 to 1284 and encodes 427 amino acids. Gene Ontology annotation, molecular function: single-strand selective uracil DNA N-glycosylase activity; G protein-coupled receptor activity; oxidized pyrimidine nucleobase lesion DNA N-glycosylase activity. The record is from RefSeq and is a predicted model, not a curated record. The transcript has a single exon. NCBI's taxonomy places the organism in Eukaryota, Metazoa, Echinodermata, Echinoidea, Camarodonta, Strongylocentrotidae.